This is a messenger RNA of Morchella importuna, 2745 nucleotides long. RefSeq lists its product as uncharacterized. The transcript has 7 exons. The coding region runs from base 1 to 2745 and encodes 914 amino acids. Lineage: Eukaryota; Fungi; Ascomycota; Pezizomycetes; Pezizales; Morchellaceae. The record is from RefSeq and is a predicted model, not a curated record. Gene Ontology annotation, molecular function: phosphatidylinositol binding.
AUGGCACACCCCGAGAUCUCUAGCCUCUCGAUUAAUGAUGGAGCGAAUAGAAACAAUAUUUUGACGGGGAAACAAGAGCACUAUUUAAAGCGAGAGCUUAUUGGUACCCAGGUUAGAUUCGAGAUUGCAGAGCUCAACUCACCGACUGCGCUUCAGCGCUUCGGCGCCCCAUUUAGAUCACCACUUGGAGAGGUUGCUCCCGUGGAUAGUGAGCUGCCGAUUCUCAGAUACAUUUUUGUACACCAUGUUCGAAAAUUCCCGUUUCUCAAUCAAGCGAAGGAGAAGGAGUUUUGGCAAGAUCGACUGCAAGUGUUCCUUGAGUCGUUUGCAAACAAACGCAUCUCCUCAUCCGAAGAUCGACUCGAAGAAACCAAACGUCGCAAACUCGCCCUAAAAUGCGAGAAGCUUGUUGAACUAAUGAUGAACUCUGGUAUUCCAACAGCUUCUGGAUAUGAAGAACGAGUAGGAUUCGAAGAGAUUGAGGCAGCCGGUGGAGCAGACAGAGCAGCUCAUGAAGGCGGUCUAUUGAUAAAUGUACCAGAAGGAAACUGGAUUAACGGGUGGGACGUGAAUAUUGCUUCUGUGAGGCAAAUAAGUGUUAAGAGGACCGUUCGACAUCACAUACAUGCUGAAUUCCUUCUUCGCACAAAAAGAGUGAAUCAACCUGAUGUUGUAGUAGGUCGCAGAUACGGCGCUUUUGUACGGCUGCACAAAGAGUUGCGACAAGAAAUUCCAGGAAAGGUUCUCCCACCCCUUCCCCGCAAAUCCCAAAGCUCCUCUGCAUCCGCCUAUCUUUCCCAGUCUACAGGGGAUGACCGCUCCUCAAUAUCUUCCAAUUCAAGUUUGACAUCUUCGUCAGGCGACUCACAUCCUAAUAACGGGAACGGUUCAAAAUCACAUGCCCGUUCACAAUCCCUUGGAUCGUCUCUAGGGUCAUCACUUGGCCUUAGUAGAAGUCGAAAUGCAUCACGAAGCUCUCUUGACCACCCUCCUGUAGAGCUUUGGCGCGAAAACCAGAGAAUAUCAUUAAGAGCUUUCCUGAGAGCUUUGCUGGGAGACGAGCAGAUUGCUAAGAGUAGAGCAAUAACAAAGUUUUUGCUUGAAAACCCGAUCACCUUGAAUGCGGAGGAGAGAGUCGACGAGGAAAGAAGGAGAGCGAUGGAUAAUAUCCGAAUCGAAGAACAGAGGCGGUUCUAUGAGAUUGCAAGACAAAGAGCGAGGGAAUUGGACGUUUAUAUGGAGAGCUUCCGACGGGAAAUCGUUGAAUCAAAUGGUCUCACAAAACUUUUUGCGGAGAUUAGGCAGAAGGAUAAACUUGCAGACCUCUCUAUCCAAUACAAAAAAUUUGCUGAAUGGCUCCGUAUCGAAGUGGCGGCAACAAUAUAUCAUCUAUUUCUAGCCGAAGACAACUCCAGCGAACUCUUUGCACAAGGGAAGAGAAUACACUCACUGAUUCCUUAUACUGUUCUCAAAAACGUUAUCCGUAUCGCCAAUCCUGCUGCCGUUAUGUCUGGUGUUCUUGAUCUAUUCUUGGCCACACCUUUUGGAUCAAGAUCAUUGAUGCAGAGAGUUUUGAGUAUGGCGAUAGGAGAUGGUAUCAAACAGUUGCAGAAAAGCAUCGAUUCGCUAACUUUGGAUAUCGCCGAUCCGGUCCUCUGCGCCAAGUUGAAAGAGUUCACCGAGGCAGAUGAGGAGGUUAAACAGCAAAUUAGAGAAGAUGCAGAAGAAGAUCGCGUAGAUAUCAUCGUUGCCAUCCUCAGGAGCGAGUACAUUCAGCCCGAGCUAGAAUCAAAGCAGAUUGAAACAGUUUUCAAUGCUUAUGUUGCAUGGAACAACGCCGUCGAAAACGUCCAGGAUGAUAUGAGAGCAUCCGCACAACUAUUUGCGCAUCUCAAGCAGCUACUCAAAUUGUAUACCCGCCAGCGCGAUAAGAAUAUGAUGCUGGAAAUGAUCGGAGAACCAGUAACAUUGCAGUUGUUUAGAGAUCUGUUCACAAUCUUCUAUGAACCCCUCAUUCGCGUUUACAAGUCUGCAAAUGUCUACAACUCUGUCACCGAUUUUUCAAUAUUCAUCGAUGACAUGAUCAAGGUUGUGGAGAAAGCACAGAACCAGGACAUGUCUAGCGAUCCGAAUCAGACCGUGCAAUCAUUUAUAGACCUCUGCGCAAGGCAUGAAAAUAACUUCUAUAAGUUUGUUCAUGAAGUGCAUAUACAUGACGAUGGAUUGUUUGAGAAUCUCAUGGGAUGGCUUGAGGGUAUUCUCGGUUUUCUAAGGAAGGGUCCCGCAGGAGGUGCACUUGACAUGAACGAGUUGAUGAGGCACGCCGUUGAGACUGGUGUGGUUGAUGGCGUUAAGGCCAAAGAUGAGAUAGACCAGUUGAUCAAAUGGCAGGCGAGAAGGAGAAAGUGGCAUGAGGACAAGACGAGACAGAAGAUGGCUACCGCUGGUGAAGACCAAUCUGCUUGGUUAUCCACUGGACCCGAAAACCAGUUUAGCGUUGGUGAUUUUGGCAUUGCGGAUGGUGAUCUCGAUGACCUCAAUAACGUCGACGACGACGAGCUAUCCGGCGAUGAAAAUGAAAGCGACGACCAGGCAGACCCAAUUGAGGCCGAGCGAAGGAAACGGAAGAAGAAGCAGGACCAUCUCAGGCGAAGAGCAGGCGAGCCCAUAAAACCGGUGGUUACGGAGGUUCCGAAGCUGAAGGAGCCCUUUUUGUUGCAGUUGAGGCAAGUAUUGGCUGGCUAG